GGCACGCAUACAUCAAUAUACAUAUAUACGCCAGAUAGGCGACAUAGCGCUUUAUAUCCAUAAUCAUAAACAUUCACUUGGCAUUUAGGGAAGAACAAUAGCUCUCGAUUCAAGAUGGUAUGUGUUCUUUUAAAUCCCGGUGCGUUGCAUUGCGUUUAAUGUUUUCAUUUAUAAGAAACUUUAUACCACUCUAAAUAUUCUUCAUUUCUUACCAAAUGUGACUAAUAUGCGUUGAUAAUAGGAAGCAAUUCAAGCUCCUCUGUUGCUCCUCAGUUCCACAUUCAGGCCCCUUACGUUCAGCUCCACAACCAUCGAAGAAGAAGAAUACAAUGCACUAUACGAUAAACGACACUUAUUCAAAUUGUUGACAUUACUCUUCAUCGGAAUUAUAUCAUUCUGUCAACUAUACGCCGCAAUUUGCAGUUUUCGCCAACUACAUAUGAUAGAGAAUGGUGCCGCCGCAAUCGAUGAGUUGAGGGAUAGGUUAAAGUUGGAAUUCACAGAUGGUGAUGUACUUGGAUUAGCGCUAGAUAUGAUGGAGGGAAUUGCACGAGAUGAGGGAAAAAUUGCUGAGUGGAAGAAUGAGGACAUACCAUAAGUGAAAAAUGCUUGGGAGAUUUGGUUUGGGUCGUUGUGCAGCCUUUAGUAGCGACUAAAAGUUUUAUAUCCAGUAGCGUGUGCAAAAGUCCCAGCAGCAAUAAGAACUUUGAAUUUAAG
Sclerotinia trifoliorum is the source of this 717-nucleotide messenger RNA. Lineage: Eukaryota; Fungi; Ascomycota; Leotiomycetes; Helotiales; Sclerotiniaceae. The record is from the annotation of a GenBank genome assembly.